AAACUCUGAUUUUUUAUUGGUUAAGAUGGUAAGAGUUGCUUUCAAAGUUCAAGAAGAAAGAAGGGAGCCAACCAACCCAAUUCUUCCCCACAUUGCUCAAUGCUCACCCUCCCUUCCUUCUUACUCUUCAAUUUCUUUUCUUAUCUGAAGCCUCUCUCUCUCUCUCUCUCCGCGGCAAAGCAAAUGGCGAGGGCGGGAGGAAUCACGAACGCAGUAAAUGUGGGUAUAGCAGUGCAAGCGGAUUGGGAGAACCGGGAGUUCAUCUCUCACAUCUCUCUCAAUGUUCGUCGCCUUUUCGAUUUCCUUGUCCAAUUCGAGGCUACAACAAAGAGCAAAUUGGCCUCAUUGAAUGAGAAGCUUGAUACCCUGGAGCGCCGUUUAGAGCUCCUUGAAGUCCAAGUGACUACUGCAUCGGCCAACCCGUUUCUUUUUACGUGAUGCUUACUGGACCAUGUCAUUGUAUAAAGUACUUUAUCUGUAAGCACAAAUUUAUCUACAUUUGUGAAAAGAAUACUUGGUUUUGAAACCCAGUUUUGAAAGUUGGACAUCUAUGUAUCUUUUGUGAUUUUAUUUCAAUAUUUUUUCUUUAAAAAAUAUAUAUAUAAAGCAGGAAUGCAUUCAUAUA
Malania oleifera is the source of this 625-nucleotide messenger RNA. RefSeq names its product protein BRICK 1-like. The transcript has 2 exons. Bases 100 to 438 code for a protein of 112 amino acids. Gene Ontology annotation, molecular function: protein-containing complex binding. Lineage: Eukaryota; Viridiplantae; Streptophyta; Magnoliopsida; Santalales; Ximeniaceae. The record is from RefSeq and is a predicted model, not a curated record. Gene Ontology annotation, biological process: regulation of actin polymerization or depolymerization; cell motility; actin filament organization. Gene Ontology annotation, cellular component: SCAR complex.